AUGGCCGAUGAUAGUACGUCGAGUAUUCAAGCAGCGACAGACACUCCUAUCGCUCCAGUUGCCAUCUUUAAAAAACGAGGCGCAAAGGGGAAAGCCAAUAUCCGAAAACGCCCAGCGACACCGCCGCCUGCCGAUAGCGACAGUGACGAUUACACAUCAUCUGAAGAUGAAUCAGGACAACGGGUCAAACGAAGGAAGAAGAAUACCGCAGUAGUGACAGCUUCAUCCAAAGAUAACGUAUCACGAACCGACCGAAAUCACGGCGCCACCGUCUUCGAAGCCGACCGCAGUGUACCUAUCACAAGCACAAACGAUGCUACAAAACAAACGAAUUGGUUUGAUGAAGACGCAAAUCUGCUAGGAAAGACGCGACCUCUCCCUAAAUCCAAAGAUGCAGCAGCAGAUCCUUCUAUACAACCGGAUGGUACCUACAAAGGCCUCGCCAACCAAACCAAAUUCAUACAGAAGAAUCCGAAUGCGCCCAAUCGGACGGUUGGGCCUAUUAAGGCUGCCACCAAUAUCAGGACCAUCACAGUUACCGACUUCGCGCCCGAUGUAUGCAAAGACUACAAGCAGACAGGCUUCUGUGGUUUUGGAGAUAACUGCAAGUUCCUGCAUGCUCGUGAGGACUACAAACAAGGCUGGCAGCUAGAUAAAGAGUGGGAAAACGUAAAUAAGGGGAAGAAGAACCCGGGUGGAAAAGUAAUGGCCAGCGCCAAUCGCGGCGCAAAUGCCGACGAAGGUGACGUUGACGCAGCCGAAGAAGCUUUACUGGAGAAGAUACCGUUCGCCUGUAUCAUCUGCAAGGGGCCGUAUAAAGAGCCUAUUGUGACUAGAUGUCAACACUACUUCUGCUUGCCGUGCGCAUUACAGAGGUAUAGAAAAGAUCCGAGCUGUGCUGCCUGCGGCGCGGGUACGGGAGGUGUUUUCAAUACUGCGAAGACGCUAGCCAAAUUAUUAGAGAAGAAAAAGGAACGACAAACGAAAAAGCGACAGAAAGCUAUUGAAGCAGGAGAAGACGUAUCCGACGAGGAAGAGGUGCCGGGGAAGUAA
Molecule: messenger RNA, 1053 nt
Organism: Daldinia childiae
Lineage: Eukaryota; Fungi; Ascomycota; Sordariomycetes; Xylariales; Hypoxylaceae
Product: Pre-mRNA-splicing factor cwc-24
Exons: 1
Coding region: 1-1053 (350 amino acids)
Biological process (GO): snoRNA splicing
Cellular component (GO): U2-type spliceosomal complex
Molecular function (GO): metal ion binding
Source: RefSeq, a predicted model, not a curated record